This is a messenger RNA of Diospyros lotus (date-plum), 282 nucleotides long. NCBI's taxonomy places the organism in Eukaryota, Viridiplantae, Streptophyta, Magnoliopsida, Ericales, Ebenaceae. The record is from the annotation of a RefSeq genome assembly.
AUGGAUGGAAUCAAAUAUCCAGUAUUUACAGACAAAGGUAUUCGGUUAUUGCUGAAAAAUCAAUAUACUUCUAAUGUCGAAUCAGGAUCAACUAGGACAGAAAUAAAGCAUUGGGUCGAACUCUUCUUUGGUGUCAAGGUAAUAGCUAUGAAUAGUCAUCGACUUCCGGGAAAGGGUAGAAGAAUGGGACCUAUUAUGGGGCAUACAAUGCAUUACAGACGUAUGAUCAUUACGCUUCAACCGGGUUAUUCUAUUCCACCUCUUAUAAAGAAAAGAACUUAA